AUGGAGCAGCUGAAGGAAAUCGUUUACGACAGGGUACACAAUCAGAAAUGGUUUACUGCGAGAGGAUUGAAAACUUUAGCAGGUGCGACAGGAUGGGGAGAGGAGGCGCUUGCAAGGUUGAUUGCUUGCAUACUUUUCUUGAUUCUUGUUACUAGUAAGAAUUGGAUUGUGUGUAACUCGAUCCUUGUCGGCGUAUCCUUGCUGCUCAUGUAUGUCUUUCCCGACGAAAGGCCUCCAGCAGAAAACAUGCGAGUGUAUUGGAUUUCUGCUUUCGUCGUAACGGCAUUUGAUCGCAUGUUGGAAGCCUUUCCAUUGUACUACGUCGGAAAGCUAUGUGCUCUUCUCUUUCUACUAGUCGAACCAUCAUGUCUAAACGAAAGACUCAAAACACUACUUAAACUUACUACUACUAGCCUCUCAGAGAAUUUAAAAGAGCAGAAAAAGCCUCUCAGAGAAGUUAAAAGAGCAGAAAAAGAAAAAGAUGUAGACAAAGGAAAUGAGCUGGCGUCUGCAAUUGGAAAGUUUGCAGGAUCUCUGCUAACGGCGAUAGGCUCCACCCGUUCAUCCAAUCCAACUCCACCAACAGCGCCAACAGUUGCCCCUCGAAAGUCCCCCAGUCCUUCGCGGCCAAAAUCAGAAGGAAGCCUUCAGGGUGCUGUAAAAACAGCUACCCCUCGCAGUAAGACCCUAUCUGGUGAAAGAUCUGCUCCUGUUCCGACGCCGUAUGAUGCGAAACCUAUAUCUACAACGGCAAGGCCAACACUUGCAUCAGGACAGUCAGUUGCUCGGGCACCAACAGCAACUGGACCACCGGUAGGUGUCGGUGAGAGGAGAAGCAUAGCUUCAACAUAUGUCAACCUACCUAAACCAGCCGGAAGAAGUAGAGCGUCAUUACGUCUUGAUCCAACUCCUCAACGGGGAAUCGGAAGCAAAACUAGCGAUCCUAAAAAACCGAAAAAUGCUCCUAUACAUGCUAAGGUACCAAAGUAG
Necator americanus (New World hookworm) is the source of this 990-nucleotide messenger RNA. RefSeq lists its product as uncharacterized. The coding region runs from base 1 to 990 and encodes 329 amino acids. The transcript is spliced from 5 exons. The record is from RefSeq and is a predicted model, not a curated record. NCBI's taxonomy places the organism in Eukaryota, Metazoa, Nematoda, Chromadorea, Rhabditida, Ancylostomatidae.